GUCACUGUAACUGAGAAAGUCUCGCAGCGGCAGAGCAAUGGCGGCCCCAGCUCCACCACUGCCUCCACAGCCAACCCCAGACCCACCCAUGACAUUGCCUGAAAACCCCAUCGGAAACCCCCUGUUCGUCAGGACUCGCCUUGCCAACAAAGACGAUGUCCCACAUAUACACAAGCUCAUCCACCAAAUGGCGGUGUUCGAGCAUCUCACCGACCUCUUCUCCGCCACUGAAGCUUCCCUCUCCUCCACACUCUUCAAUUCUCCACCCUUCCAAUCCUUCACCGUAUUAGUCCUCGAAGUCUCCACUCGCCCCUUCCCGGAGGACCUCCACCACAACAACCCUGUCUAUCCUCCUGUCGUCCGUAUCUUCAAUCUCGACCUCCCAAUCGACGAUCCAGAAGCCGGUGCGUUCCGAUCGGGCGACGGUGUUGUGGUGGGUGGUUUCGUUCUCUUCUUCCCCAACUACUCGACCUUCUUGGCCAAGCCUGGCUUCUACAUAGAGGAUAUCUUUGUGAGGGAGUGUUACAGGAGGAAAGGCCUUGGGAAGAUGCUUUUGUCGGCGGUGGCGAAGCAAGCGGUGAAGAUGGACUACGGGAGGGUUGAGUGGUGCGUGCUCGAUUGGAAUGUUAACGCUAUUAAGUUCUAUGAGGAGAUGGGCGCCAACGUAAUGCAGGAAUGGCGGAUUUGCAGGUUAACUGGUGAGGCUCUCCAGGCUUAUCGAAAUUGGGGUUAGGGUUAGGGUUAGGGUUAGGGUUAGGGUUAGGGUUUUUCAUCACUGGAAGAAAAGGGGGUUGGGGGGUUUAGAUGAUAAAUAAAUGAAGUUCUAGGGGUUCAGUUGUUAUAGUUACUAGUUUCAAAACUCAUAUUGUUGGUGUUUGGGACAAUUUAAAGAGUAUUGAGGACCAUUUUG
Telopea speciosissima is the source of this 910-nucleotide messenger RNA. Its product is annotated as probable acetyltransferase NATA1-like. The record is from RefSeq and is a predicted model, not a curated record. The transcript has a single exon. Lineage: Eukaryota; Viridiplantae; Streptophyta; Magnoliopsida; Proteales; Proteaceae. The coding region runs from base 38 to 733 and encodes 231 amino acids. Gene Ontology annotation, molecular function: N-acetyltransferase activity.